ACGUCUCCGCAUUGAGGGCACACAUUAAAUACCCAUUGCACCACGAACACGACCGCCCAUUAUGCCGCAGGAUAUGCCGCCCGUUGGCGGCUACAGCCCCGUCCAAUACAAGCGCAAUCUCCCCGUUCGAGGCUUCCGGCCCGCCGCAUACCUCUUCGGAACCGCGGCGCUGAUGACAUAUGGUUUCUGGAGGGUUGGACAGGGUAUUAGGGAGCACAACGAACUCGCGCGCGAGAAGAUGUGGGCGCGGAUAUACCUUAUCCCAGCACUACAAGCCGAAGAAGACCGGGACCAAGUGCGAAGACAUCUAGCCGACAAGGCGCGAGAGAAGGAGCUACUUGGCACAGAGACCAAGGUCUACCACAGCGACAGAUUUGUUCGACCUACAUUUGCAGUCACACCAGAGUAUGAGACGAAGUAGGAGCGGAACCAGGAGCGAUGCAUGUUAUUGGGAGUGUACAUAUAUGCAGAGGUUAUAGCGAGUAAACAUCUACCAUGGCUGCAUUCCAAGAAUUGCCUCGACUGAAUGAACCCUUUCUUUUUGUUUUGAAUACGUGUUGUAAGGUCAACAGAUUCCAAGCUCAGAAGCAAAUCAAUUGGAGACAUCCA
Pyrenophora tritici-repentis Pt-1C-BFP is the source of this 609-nucleotide messenger RNA. RefSeq names its product GRIM-19 domain containing protein. Lineage: Eukaryota; Fungi; Ascomycota; Dothideomycetes; Pleosporales; Pleosporaceae. The record is from RefSeq and is a predicted model, not a curated record.